This is a messenger RNA of Aspergillus oryzae RIB40, 1263 nucleotides long. Its product is annotated as glycoside hydrolase family 27 protein. Lineage: Eukaryota; Fungi; Ascomycota; Eurotiomycetes; Eurotiales; Aspergillaceae. Gene Ontology annotation, molecular function: hydrolase activity, hydrolyzing O-glycosyl compounds. The record is from RefSeq and is a predicted model, not a curated record. Gene Ontology annotation, biological process: carbohydrate metabolic process. The coding region runs from base 1 to 1263 and encodes 420 amino acids. The transcript is spliced from 4 exons.
AUGUUACCAAAGAUCUUUUAUCUGUCCUUACUACCAGCUGCGCUGGGGCAUCCGCAUCUCCAACCGCGGUUAGACAAUGGGCUCGCACGGACGCCUCAGAUGGGAUGGAACACCUACAAUCACUACUCAUGUUCCCCAAACGAAACUAUCGUGCGUUCUAACGCCCAAGCCUUGGUGGAUUUAGGAUUGGCAUCGCUAGGGUAUCGAUAUGUCACUACUGACUGUGGCUGGACCGUUGCGGAUCGACUGUCUGACGGAUCCUUGACUUGGAAUGAGACCUUGUUCCCAAAAGGCUUCCCCGCGCUUGGAAAGUACCUUCAUGACCUCGACCUUCUUUUCGGUGUUUAUCAGGAUUCGGGAAUCAAGCUAUGUGGCAGUCCGCCCGAUAAUGUCGGGAGUCUAUACCACGAGGACCAGGAUGCGAGGACCUUUGCAUCUUGGGAGGUUGACUCUCUAAAAUACGACAACUGCUAUUCCGACGCUGCAACAGGGUACCCAAACGUAAACUACGAACCGAGCACAUCACCGCAGCCAAGAUUCGCGAACAUGUCGCGCGCCCUCGCAGCACAAAAUCGCUCUAUGGUAUUCCAAGUCUGCGAAUGGGGUAUUGAUUUCCCAGCACGAUGGGCACCCGCGCUCGGUCACUCGUGGCGAAUCGGCAAUGAUAUUAUUCCCCACUGGAGGGCGAUCUACCGAACGUUGAACCAAGCUGUUCCUCAAACCAGCUUUGCUGGACCUGGACAAUGGCCGGACUUGGACAUGCUUUUUGUGGGCAACGAUAUACUGUCUAUCCCCGAAGAACAAACUCAUUUCUCUCUGUGGGCAAUUCUCAAGAGUCCCUUGACUAUUGGGGCUGCGUUGAAAGACGACAAUACUUCCAUAAACGACGAGUCUUUACAAAUUUUGAAACAGGAAGAGGUUAUUGGGUACAACCAGGAUUCGCUGGGUGUGAGUGCUAGUCUUCGACGACGUUGGACGGAGGAAGGCUAUGAGGUUUGGAGCGGGCCUUUGUCUGGUGGUCGUACUGUGGCGGCUCUGAUAAAUUGGAAAGACGAAGCAAGGGAGCUUACUCUGGACCUCCCUGAUAUUGGUUUGCAGUUUGCCGGCACGGUGAAGAAUAUUUGGGAUGGAACUACUGCCCAAAAUGUUAAGACCUCUUACACAGCAAAGGUUCAGAGCCAUGGAACGAUUUUACUCGAGCUUCAGGAUACUACAGCUUCUGGUCAAUAUCCGACGGACACGUUCGCUACAUCAACAGAGUGA